Messenger RNA from Caenorhabditis elegans, 1190 nucleotides. It is a transcript of the gene F52B5.7, whose product is annotated as C2H2-type domain-containing protein. Bases 115 to 990 code for a protein of 291 amino acids. The transcript has 4 exons. The record is from RefSeq and is marked reviewed. NCBI's taxonomy places the organism in Eukaryota, Metazoa, Nematoda, Chromadorea, Rhabditida, Rhabditidae.
CCAUUCAAUGAGUAUAAUGGGAAAUAUGGCUGCAUUUCUAUCUCUCUGCGUCUCACUUUCCCCAUAACACUGACACUCCAUUUCAUCCACUACUACGUACACUAUUGAUUCCAAAUGACGACUUCGUAUAUUGUCAUUGAAAUUUCUGAAAAUGAGAAUGCAUCGGAUAUUCUCAAUUUAUUGAUGACACGAACAAAAUCCCGAUUCACAAUAACCAGAGAUAUUGGUGAAUAUGCGGCUGAAAGAGAGCAACUGAAAAGAUCAAAGAUUUGUGAAGAAAAGGUUCCGGCUGAAGACACUGCAACAAAAAUUCCAACAUCUGAAUGCCUGGAACCAAUUGAACAACCACCAAAAAAGAUGAUCCGUAUCUCACCAACACCUCCAGUCAAGGACCUUGUUCCAAGCUCAUUUUCACAUAUAAUACCAAAAAUUGAGGAACCUGCAUCCGAUUCUCAAACUCCAAGUCUUGACUCAAUGCUUGAAUCGAAUGUAAAUCAAUGGAACAACUCUUUUAUUGGUUCAUCGUUUUUGGAUCAACUUCAGUCAUCAUCAUCCAUGACAUCAACACCGGCUGUCAAUACUUCUACAAUAACGAAAACGCCAAUCAAAAGACAAAAUGGUGCAUUUCAAUGUCAUAUGUGCGGUGCAAUGAUUAAAGCGUACCAUUUGGAUUAUUAUAAACGGAGCAAUCAUGCAAUUAUUCAUACAUCUCUUCAAAGAUACAUUUGCCCCGUGAAAAACUGCGGAACAAAGAAUCGUCAUCGAUCGAAUAUGGUAGUCCACGCACGAACUGUUCAUGGUCUUCAGGGAAAAGUUGAUGUGAAGAAUUGUUUGCUACCACACGAAGAUGAAGAACUCAAGAUGACAGUGCUCACUUGUUUUCCAGAAAUGGAACAAACUAUUCAAAAUAUGCAAAAACGGGAACAAAAACAGAAUGACCAAGAAGAUGCCGGUGUUGAAAGUGAUGAAGAUCUCGGAGAUUCUUCAUAGUUUUGUGAUGAUGUACAUCAAUAAAUUCAAUAGAUGGGUGUUAUCGUUUUUUAGGUCUUUCCAAUCAAGAUGCCAUAAAACAAUUUUCUUUUCUCUCGCACUAAUAUUUUCUCAGAAGUAUACUUCGUCAAAAUUUGAAAAGUUGUCUUUACCAAUGUUUCAUCGAUCUGAAAUAUUUUUAAAAAUUAAAUGUUUAAACU